Molecule: messenger RNA, 2109 nt
Organism: Ostertagia ostertagi
Lineage: Eukaryota; Metazoa; Nematoda; Chromadorea; Rhabditida; Trichostrongylidae
Source: the annotation of a GenBank genome assembly
AUGUCUGUAGAGAAUUUCCUUGCCGAAUCAAUUUCGGAACUCUGCCAUCCAGGCGAGCAUCGAUGCAAUGGAGGAUCGAAGUGUAUUCCCGUCAAUCGCACCUGCGAUGGCAAUCUCGACUGCCCAGAAGGGGAUGAUGAGGGACCACUGUGCAAGGAAUGCGAGUAUAUUAAGCACCUUGUUUUCGGUUCUCGUUGCAUUUGUCCCCACGGUUCCGCUUUGAACCCGGACGAGUACACGUGUGCACAAAAGGAUGAGUGUUCUACACCGGAAGGCAAGCAGUGUCAACAUUACUGCGAAGAUCGAACAGUCCUCUCUGAAGCAAAUGUUCUCGAGCAAUCAUCACCAUUCAGGUAUCGCUGUACAUGCGCGCCGGGUUAUCGGCUCGGCGCUGACGGACAUAGCUGCCGAGUCGAUCGCGACAACGAAGGCACGCUGUUUGUCGCGUUAGGCCAUGAGGUCCGCACAAUGCCGCUGUUCGAGUCGAGAACGUCUCAUGAAGGCUACGAGACGGCACAGUCGCUCGGCUCUCAUGGAGUCGUCCGUUCUAUCGACUUUGUAUGGAACCGACAACUCAUCUACCUUGCAAUUUCCAGUUCCGACCAGAGAGGCGAGGUGGCGGUGUCCGUUGGAGGCCUGUUGCGAGUGAUUCGUGAAAACAUCGUCGGCGUGGGACAAGUGGCAGUGGACUGGAUGGGCAGUAACUUCUUCGUCACACAACGGUGUAUCGCUCUUCAUCCUCAGAGAGGUGCCAUGGUGUGGAUCGAGUCAUACGCCAACCAUAACCGGAUCAUGAGUGCCAACAUGGAUGGCACAAAUGUUCGGGUGCUCGUCGAGAAUAAGCUUGAAUAUCCCACGGGGAUAUCGAUUGAUUUGAUCACCAGCAACGUUUAUUUCGGUGAUGUGGAACGGGAGAUGAUUGAACGCGUAAAUAUGGACACCCGUGAGAGGACAGUGGUGCUAACCAAAGGCGUGCAUCAUCCUUUUGAUCUCAAAUAUUUCAACGGGUUUUUGUACUGGAGUGACUGGGCUUCUUCUUCGUUGAAAGUCGCUGAAAUGAGCACUCAUCACAGUUCUGCUCACCUCAUUCACUCGUUCACCGCCUUACCUUUCGGACUCGCUAUCAAUCAUUCAAUGUAUCAGCCAACGCCGUCGUCGUUCCCUUGCCAAUCUAACGACUGUCGAUGGAUGUGCGUUUCGAUUCCCAACGCCGAAGGCGAUCUUCAGGCUAAGUGUCUUUGUCCUGACGGCUACCUCACACUGCCUGAUGGCGAUUGUGGCCCCAUACGCGACUCAGUUGUUCAAGACGACCAAAGUAAGACGGAUAGCGAGGAAAGCAAAACCGUACUCCUAGUGAGUGAAGCAAUUCAGGGCGUGGGUGGGUUCUGGAUAAACUCAGAGCUUUUGCAGGACAUUUCUCACGUCGGUGUGGCGUGGAUGAAAGAACGUUGCGAAGCUGGCAGUGGCUGCCUGAACGGUGGCGAGUGCCAAGACGUGAAGAACGAGCACGGUCGUGUAACCAAGAUUGUUUGCAACUGCGUCUCUCCGUAUGAGGGCGAUCGAUGUGAGCGGACAAAUCCCUUCAGUGAGUACGCCAACCAGCUCCCGCCAUCCUCUCGACCGUUAUGGUUCACCAAAGCAUCGAAAACUGUAAGGGGUCUGGUGGAACGACGAGUUCGACAAAUUCCCUCCACUCUUCCGCAGAUCCAUCCAUUCAUCCAUUCUAUGAAGGAUAGGAACCUUCCCAGAAAGGGUUCGGGUGUUCUGCGCAAGGAGUUCAGCAAUCCUCUGUUCAAUGACGACAGGUCAUCAACAGGUUCAUCGGCAGAAGAGCAGCCUGCGAAUGAGGGUUCGGGUGUUCUGCGCAAGGAGUUCAGCAAUCCUCUGUUCAAUGACGACAGGUCAUCAACAGGUUCAUCGGCAGAAGAGCAGCCUGCGAAUGAGGUAAGGCACAAAAGUGAUCGUUUUUUUUCUAAUAGUAGGCAACUUGGCGCUAACGCCGUGUUGUUUCAGCUAGCAUACAGUAAUCCGCUUUUCACGGAAGAAAACACACACGCAGCACCAUUCUCUGGAAUCCAAGUCACCUACACUAAUAAGUUCGUGCCGUGA